This is a messenger RNA of Blepharisma stoltei, 1395 nucleotides long. The record is from the annotation of a GenBank genome assembly. NCBI's taxonomy places the organism in Eukaryota, Ciliophora, Heterotrichea, Heterotrichida, Blepharismidae.
AUGUGGGUUUUGAAUUUUAUUCUCGCAUCAAUUGCAUUUGCAAACAUAUACGUUUUUUCUCCCGACAAACUACGAAUGGAUAUGUCAACUCGCCACUCACAUGGCCCAAUUCCAUCAUCAUUAGCAAACUUCGGGAAUCCGCCCUAUGGAUCAAUUAUAGUCGGAAGAGUAUUUUUACCUCGAAAUGAAAACCAAUAUAAAGGCUGCAGCCCAUUAGACCAUAUAAGCUGGGACGAUGACCCAGAUAUUGUAAAUUCCCCAAUAUUGCUCUUGGAAAGAGGUGGCUGUUCAUUUGUAGUAAAAGUGAGAAAUGCACAAAACAUCGGUGCAUCAGCAGUAUUAAUAAUGAAUAAUGUAGACGGAAGCAUAGAUCCAAUCACUAUGAUAGAUGACGGUACUGCUGGCAACAUUGACAUUCCUUCCUUGCUGAUUACUAAAGCUGAUGGUGACUUAAUAAAAGAUUACAUAAAAAAAGAGAGUUUUCAAACCAGAGUCGCACUUUCUAUCAGCUUUGAAAUGCCCCAUCCAGAUAACACUGUGGAAUAUGAUAUUUGGAUGACAAGCGGAUUUCCUAUCAUGAGGAAAUUUUUAUAUGAGUUUGCCCCUGUUGCAAAGAAAUUCAAUAGCACCAAUGCAGUUUUUACACCACAUUAUGUUAUUUAUUACUGUGUAGAGUGCAAGGCUACAGGGUUUAAAACUGAUAAUCAAGACUGCUAUGGAGGCGGGAAGUAUUGCUCGCCAGAUCCUGAUGAAGGUUAUGGCCCUCUUACAGGAAGAGACGUCCUGGAUGAAAGUUUGAGGCAGCUUUGUAUUAAUAAAGCAAAUAUCAAAAAUCAAAAAGUCUGGUGGGAUUAUAUAAGAGGAUUCUAUGAAAUGUGUGGAAGUGAUAAAAAUUUCACGAAAAAAUGUUCAGAAAAAGCGAUGGAAAGAGUAAAAAUCGACAAAUACUCCAUAGAAGAGUGCGUGGCUUCAAGCUUUUCUAUUUCAAAUUGGGUUUAUUCUGAUAACUCUUUGCUAGAUGAUGAAAAAUAUGCUCUAGCAGACUCCGGGAUUUUAUUUUAUCCUGCUAUUGUGAUUAACAACCAAGUCUAUCGUGGAGAUUUUGAAGUAAGUGCAGUUAUGACAGCCAUCUGUGCAGGCUACCAAGAUAAGCCAAAAAUCUGUAUAGAUUAUUUUAAUGGGCUACUACCUGGCGACGACUCAGAAACUAGUGAAGGUGUAGGUGCAGGAACAGUGGUCUUAGUAAUGGCUUUAUGCUUGCUAUUCUUAAUUGCAGUUUUAAUUGCAUAUUGGGUUUGGAUGAGGAGAGACAUGAAAGCAGACAUAAGGAGACAAGCAAACUCAGCGAUUAAUCAAUACAUUGCGCUGACUGAACAAAACAUUAGAAAUCAUUAA